This is a messenger RNA of Impatiens glandulifera, 611 nucleotides long. RefSeq names its product photosystem II 10 kDa polypeptide, chloroplastic. The transcript has 5 exons. The coding region runs from base 90 to 506 and encodes 138 amino acids. Gene Ontology annotation, cellular component: photosystem II; thylakoid membrane; photosystem II oxygen evolving complex. The record is from RefSeq and is a predicted model, not a curated record. NCBI's taxonomy places the organism in Eukaryota, Viridiplantae, Streptophyta, Magnoliopsida, Ericales, Balsaminaceae. Gene Ontology annotation, biological process: photosynthesis.
UAGUUAUAGUUCUAGCACAGCAAGCAAGCAAGCAAGUGAAGAAGAAAUUAAUCGAUCUGAUCUAAGUGAAGUGAAGUGAAAUUAAUUAAAUGGCGGCCUCAGUGGUGAGCUCGUUGAACCUGAAGCCAGCUCGGUUCACAGUUGAUCAGAGCGUGAAGGGUGUUCCUUCUCUAGCCAGGACCUCAUCCUCCUUCAAAGUUCAAGCCAGUGGUGUCAAGAAACUCAAAACUGACAAGCCCUACGGUGUUAAUGGGAGCAUGGCUUUGAGGGAUGGACUUGAUGCAUCUGGAAGGAAGGGAAAGGGAAAGGGUGUUUACCAAUAUGUAGACAAGUAUGGAGCUAAUGUUGAUGGAUACAGCCCCAUCUACAAUGAGGAUGAGUGGUCACCCACUGGCGAUGUUUAUGUUGGCGGUAAAACUGGGUUGUUGAUAUGGGCAAUUACUUUGACGGCAAUUCUGGCCGGUGGAGCACUCCUCGUUUACAACACCAGUGCUUUGGCACAAUAAAUUUAUUAUUGUAAUAAUUAUUUGGUAUUCCUGUUACUACUUUAUUCCUGUCAUUGAACAUAUUAAUAUCAAUGUUUUCAAAAUACAUUAAGAUAAUAUCAUCUA